This is a messenger RNA of Schistosoma haematobium, 5668 nucleotides long. RefSeq names its product Lysine-specific histone demethylase 1A, variant 2. The transcript is spliced from 14 exons. The record is from RefSeq and is a predicted model, not a curated record. The coding region runs from base 266 to 2860 and encodes 864 amino acids. Lineage: Eukaryota; Metazoa; Platyhelminthes; Trematoda; Strigeidida; Schistosomatidae. Gene Ontology annotation, molecular function: oxidoreductase activity.
CUCCAAUUUGAACGUUUUCACUUUGAAGGUCGUUCCGUAACUCCAGUGAAACCAGUUUUCAAAGACAUGCCUCGAGGUCGCAGUGUUAAACGAGGCUUCCGCCCAUCUCAUGCGCCGGUCCAAACAAUGCUUGUUCCAAGCCAUGCUGAAUUUGCUGCCACAAAUAAAGAUCAAAUUCUCUAGCUGCAUCUCUACGUUGUAAUUUGAUUUAAUUUUUGACUUUCUGGGUGCAUCCGGGUCUUAUUGCUUUCUUGAAGGGGAAGAGAUGAACGAACUUGACGAAACCAAAGCACCAAAAUUGAAUCCACCUAAAUCUAGCCCCAGCAAAAAGUCAGAUGAAUGUGGGGUAGAGGUUUAUGAAGACGAUGACGAGCUUGAAGAUUCUGAGUUAGAAAACAAUGCCACCGGGAGGCGUCUGGUCGAGGGUGAUAUCGAUGUGGAUGAUGCUGAAAGUGAAAGUGCGGAGGAUGAACCUAUUGAAGAAGAACCUGAAGAUACUCUGACGCCUGCUGAGAAAGCCUCGCAAAUUUGUCGCCUUCCUGCAAAAGAACUUUGUACAGAAGAAACUCAAAUGUUCCCUUUUUUAGAAAGUUCUUCAAAUUCUUUAAAGGAGUCAUAUAUUGCUGUCCGAAAUCUUGCAUGUUUAAUGUGGUCAGAAGACUCGUGUACACAGGUUACGCCUAAUAGGCUGUUCAUAUACGUGAUGAAUAAUAUGUCAGUCGAGAAUCUACGGGUGAUGAUCGAUUCUGGUUUGACUGCUCCUUUACCAGUACACCAAGGAUCCAACUCGUCUGCUUCUUCUGUUUGUGAGGAAAACAUUUCUGGUGUCGGUCGUGUCAGAUAUAGCAAAGAGCUUUCUCGAUCUCUUCAACGCCAUCUAACAAGUUUAACUCUCCCAAGUAAUUACUCACCCUGGGGUACGCCUACUGCAAAAGCAAAUUUGGAACGGAUGACUUAUUUAGUUGUUUUGUUCUUGGAAAGAUAUGGAUAUAUCAACUUUGGCAUAUUUAAAAUUAUAUCUCCACCCUUAACACAUGUGAAUUCAUCUCGUACUGCUGAUCCUGCUACCACUGCAACUUUCCUAGGAUCGCCUAUGGAAAUAUUAGACAAAUCAGAUGUCCAACUAACACCCAGAAGAGCUGCAGCUGAGAAAGCUCUAGCAGCAACGCGUCGUGCUAACAAUUCUCCUUCUGCCAGUACAUUACCACUUAGUUCAUCAUCUACGUCACUGACAACUCCUCAUUUUAUUAUAAUUGGUGCUGGUAUUUCUGGCCUAAUUGCAGCAAGACAACUGACUUAUUUUGGUGCCAAAGUUACUAUUUUAGAAUCUCGUGAUCGUGUUGGAGGUCGAAUAUGGACUUGUAGAAAAGGUGGAUAUCAAGCUGAACUUGGGGCCAUGGUUGUCACAGGUUUAUCUGCAAAUCCUGUAGCUAUAUUGGUACGUCAAUUAUCAUUAAAUUUGCUUCCAAUCAAUACCGAUUGCUCGCUAUAUGACUCACAAGGUCAUUUAAUAAACCGUGAUCUUGAUGAACAAAUUGAAGAAGAAUUCAAUCGUCUUUUAGGCACAGCUGCUUAUGUAUGCCAUUCUAAAGGAUUAGAUUCAUUAGUUCUUGAUUCGGGCGUUGAAAUUCCUUUAUCAUUAGGUCAAGUUAUUGAAUUGUUAAUUAAAUAUCAAGAAAAGCAUAAAAUACAGUUGAAAAUAACACAUCGUAAAUUGAUCUCACAAUUAUUAGAUCGUAAAAAUUCUCUAUUAGAUCAGAUGGUUAUUGAACGUAAAAAUAUUGAAGCAGCUUAUGAAAAGUGGCAUUCAGCAUCAAAAGCAUUAAAUAACCAAUCGUCACCAAUCCAUCACUAUACUCAACAAUCUAAAACACAAAAUCCUACGCAAAAUAAAUCUCGUGUACGCAAUGAUUCAUCAUGUUCACCUCGUUCCAGUAGUACUGAACUAGAUGGAAAACUAGUCAUUGAAUCAGCUUCAUCAAAUGGAUCACAAAAAUCAGCUGAUAACAAUGCGGUAAGAUUAUCCUCCGCUACUGAUCUAUCUCAACGUCCUUCGUUACCAGUAUUUAAUGUUAGCGCUCAAUUCGAAGUUCGCCAGUUACUUAGUCAUUUACAUGAAGCUUGGAAGAAAUUUCAACCACUUCAAAUUGCCCUGUCUCAAGUCAAUAAGCAAUUAGAUAUAUUACUUCAAGAACCACCGAAAGAUAUGUAUUUAACCAAAGAAGAACGUUCUAUACUUGAUUGGCAUUUAGCUAAUUUGGAAUUUGCCAAUGCCACAGAAUUGCAUAAUUUAUCAUUACGUCAUUGGGAUCAAGAUGAUUUGUUUGAAUUAAGCGGUGAUCAUUGCGUAUUACAAGACGGUUACGGAUCAGUAACCGAUAAUUUAGCACAUUUUAUUACAUCUGGUCAGUCAUUAACAGUUGGAUUAAAACCUCGUGAUAAUCAUCUUACAUCUGUAAUAACAACAACAUCGUCAUCAAAUUCAUCCACUUAUAAACUUGGACCUGGUCAUAUUGAAUUGAAAAGUACAGUUAAACGUAUUUCUUACUCUAAUACAGGUGUUCAAGUGGAUGUCCUUAAUUCGGCAUUUAGUCAAGAUGAUUUAAUUGAAUAUGAAGCAGAUGCUUUAAUUUGCACUCUACCAUUAGGUAUCUUAAAAGAAAUUAUCCAACAAGAUAAUGAAACAACCAUGCAUCAAUCACAAUUUACAACAAAUGAAUCAUCUAACAAUUGUCUUACAAAAUUAGUUGUACCACGUUUUGAGCCACGUUUGCCUGAUUGGAAAAUUUCAGCUAUUCAGCGUUUAGGAUUUGGUGUAUUGAAUAAGUACUCUGCCGAUAUCGUGCUGUCGACGCAAUGAAACUCUUCGCUCUGUUUGACAAUUGCUGUAACUUCGGCAUCAGAUCCUGCUACACACUACUUACAAACAUCCUUCUGAGUAGCGUCCGCUUCAAAGGUAGUAGUAAUUUAUUCAAUUCAGUUCAUGCUGCUACAUGGUUUGAGUGAUUUUACUGGAUAGUUCGUUUUGCUGUUGGACCAAUCGGCUUACACCGUUCCAUCACUCCCAUUAUAAUUUUACAUUGGCUGAAAAUGUAUGUACGGAGCUCAAAAGUUUGCUAAGUAAUGAUUAAUCAUAACCACAGACUAAAUAUUGUCUUCUACUACUUCUGUGGCCCAAUGAGACAAGGUACUGGGAGGAUCCAACUGUAUUUUUUUUUUUACCAAUUUGUGUUGCUCAUUGAAGUGUUUGCUUUUUAUCAUUUUAAUCUAUUCAAUCAUAACAUUACAUUGUUCCGGUUGAUAAUGGACAUUACGACGAACCCUGAUUACUCUGCGUAAAUUUUAACCAUACAUUUGAUGUUAUACAAAAAUAGCUUUGUUUUGAUGAUUGGUUUAUCAAAGUUGUUCAGUGUAUGUUUGAAAAUCAUAAUAUAAUUAGUAAACAAAGCAAAUUUCAACCUUACAAAGGAAACCAACCUAGGUGUAGAUUCGUUGUCCUGCUGGCAACUCUCGAUGAACAUGACUUCAAUGACCAUAUUCACGUAGUGUUAAUCGGUAUUAUCUCUUUCGUUCUCUAGGUUGUACUUAUAUUUGAGAAGAGUUUUUGGGAUCGUUCACACAAUCUAUUUGGACAUGUGAAUGAAUCAACAAAUUCGCGUGGUGAAUUAUUUUUAUUCUGGUCAAUUACUGAUAAGCCUGUAUUGAUAGCAUUAAUUGCUGGUCAUGCUGCAUGUGAUUUAGAAAAUGAGAAAACUUCACCUACACGACGUCUAUCACCAGGAUCUAAAGGUCAAAACUCAUUAGUCAAUAAUUCUGCCACACCAACAUCUCAUCUAUUAGGUCGUGGACUUAAAGAACCUAUUAUUAUACGAGCUAUGCAAGUUCUUCGUGGUAUUUUCAGCCAAGAAGGUAGUAGUAGUGUUAGUAACAAUAAUAAUAACAGUAACAUUAGUAAUUGUAAUGGUGGAAUCCAUAGUAAUCAAGAAAAGAAGAAACUUAUUAUACCAAAUUACGGAAUCACUCAUUCAACUGUAUUCAUUGUACAUCACAACUACAUUUCUUGCAUCAUUUUGGAUGUUUUGUAUAUCCUUGUCGAAAAUCAAUGAUCGCUUAUCGAUUUUCUAAUCAUUUGGUGUUAAUCCAACCGGAUUAGAUAUAUUUUCUUGAGUAAUAAUUCAACAGACGGGACAGUCUUAUACGACAGAUUUCUGCACACCAUUCCUUUGUUUUGAAUCAAUUAAAUUGUUUACCAUAUUUAAUUAUUUAUUCUAGCCAAUUGAUGCAUAUGUCACGCGAUGGAGAACUGAUCCAUAUUCACGUGGAUCUUACUCAUAUAUUGCUGUUGGAGCCACAGGUGCUGAUUAUGAUAUUCUUGGUGAACCAGUUUAUUACUCUAGUAGUUCCAGUGAUAUUUCUAUGCCAACUAAUAAUCCUCGUAUAUUUUUUGCUGGUGAACAUACUUGCCGUUGUUAUCCAGCUACUGUGCAUGGUGCACUUUUAAGUGGUCUACGUGAAGCAGCUCGUGUAGCUAAUCAUUACUUUCCAGGUCAAACACCUGUACGUGCGUCAGGAUUUAAAUUAAAUACUUCACAAUCGACGAAUCCACACUUCUAAAUGAUUCCAUUGUUUAUUUAUUUCCCUUUCUCUAGUUUUGUCAGUGUCUUCUCGGAAAAGGCUGUAUUUUCUCCUAUACCUGUACUUUAUCGACUGACUGUAGAUUAACUAUUUCAUAAAUAAUUAUUUUCCACCAAUUAGGUUUUAUCUAUCUUUACAUUUAUGUGUAUUCACCCUUAUGGAGUAUAUUUUUUCCUGUAAAAUAUAUUGAUAUACUACAUUUGUGUGCAAUCCUGUCAUAUUUUUCAGUUUAUAUGUUGAUAUAUUUGCCUAACCUCUAUUCGUUUUGUGCAUAACGUAUGUUUGUAUGGAUCGAGUUUAGUUGUUUUGUAUUAUACGUGAAGUUUUGUCGGUUAUUAUUAUUAUUAUUACUCUCUGAAUAUUUCUUGAUUUCUUUUAUUAUGACUAAUGCAUUCAUUACCCCGUUUUCAUUUUAUAAACAAACUUGAUAAAUUGUGAAAUACGAUAAAUGACAAAUGCUUGUUAUUCAGUGUUAUGUGCAGUAUUGUGGUGUCAAACUUACCACUGGUUUGUAAACAGUCAUAUACAACCAUGCUGAUGAGUUAAAGCUUUAUAUUGAAAUAUUUGCAUUAUUUAAUUGAUAAAUCAACGAACUCUUAGGGCUACUUAUUUUGUAUUGCAUAAUGAUGUUAUGCGAAGUUGUUUUGUCUUCACUUUAACACUAACCCUUUGUUUUUACUAUGGAUUAUCAGCAUGUAGUUUUUUUUAAAUAUUUUUGUUCUCUGGCUUAAACUAUUAUCGUUAUUGCACUAAGAUUCGGUAGAUGGCUGGUGUUUCAAUAGUAGGCCCUCGAUCGAAACGUCGCUACAUCUAUUUCAAUUUGGAUAACCAUGUUUUAUCACUGGUCCUCACAAAAACAAUGUGGCUCAAAGCCGAGUGCAUAAAACUGCACUUGAUAAAGUAGUUACAUCUAUUUCUAAUUACUUACUGAAAGUGUUAUAUUAUCAUUUUUUGAAGCCAUGGUCUGUGGCAUCAGCUGAAAAAUCACUGGAAAUCAAGAAGAAUUGGUUAUCUGUUUCUUUUCAGUUCGAAA